This is a messenger RNA of Chanos chanos (milkfish), 909 nucleotides long. RefSeq names its product ring finger protein 115b (gene rnf115b). NCBI's taxonomy places the organism in Eukaryota, Metazoa, Chordata, Actinopteri, Gonorynchiformes, Chanidae. The record is from RefSeq and is a predicted model, not a curated record. The transcript has 9 exons. Gene Ontology annotation, biological process: ubiquitin-dependent protein catabolic process. Gene Ontology annotation, cellular component: nucleus. The coding region runs from base 1 to 909 and encodes 302 amino acids. Gene Ontology annotation, molecular function: ubiquitin protein ligase activity.
AUGGCGGAGGCUGCGGAGGCUCCACGGCAAAGGUUCUUCUGCCACUGCUGCAAAGGUGAAGUUGACCCAAAACUCCCGGAAUAUGUGUGCUCCAGGUGUCAGUCUGAUUUCAUCGAGGAGGUGGAUGAAGGUUCCAGCCUCCUGGGGAGAGGUGGUGACUCUGGAGCGUCUGUUGUUGGUGAUGACGUGGCUUUGCAGUUUACAGAGCUUUGGCAGCUGCUGUUUAUGGAGCGGUCAGCUCUCCUGUCCGACCCCAUGGGCUCCACCGCUGACCCACCUCAGAGCAGCACCACUGAGGAAUCAGUAGGGACUGGGGACCCUCAGACAGAGACAGAGUCCCUGGAGGCCCUGUCAGAGAGCGCAGAGCAGAGCCAGUCUGGUGACCAGCAAAGCCCAUCACAACCGGAGCAACCGCCAGCAGUGGAAGGGAUCGUCCAGCAGUUUCUGACUGACUUGUUUACCAACUCUGGCACUACAAGUUCCCAAACCUCAUCAUGGUCCAGCAUGCUACACUCACACCCUGGGGACUAUGCCUGGGGACAGGGUGGCUUAGACGCAGUCAUAACACAGUUGCUGGGUCAGUUGGAGAACACUGGUCCCCCCCCAGCAGAUAAAGAGAUGAUCUCAUCCCUCCCCACCGUCAAUGUCUCCUCAGAACAGGCUGAGAGUAGGCUGGAAUGCCCUGUGUGUCGUGAGGAAUACGCGGCUGGAGAGUCCGUGCGGAAGCUGCCCUGCCAGCACUGCUUCCACAGCGACUGCAUCGUUCCCUGGCUGCAACUGCAUGACACGUGUCCGGUUUGUCGUAAAAGUUUGAAGGGUGAAGACCAAAGUCUUCAGUCUCAUCUCAUCCAGCCCCUGGCCAGUCCCAGCCCUGUUACCACAGGAUCAGGGGCUACCCGCUCUCUCUGA